ACUAAAUUUGAAACUAAGAAAAUGAGUCGUGUUUUGCCGAACAUAAAAGUUAGUUGAAGGCGUUCGAACGCGGCUCCCUAGUACACGUAAAACCCAUAAUAUGGCUGUCCGGCCUUCUGGCUAAUUUUUGUAUUUAAAUGUCAGAGCGAUGUUCCGUAAUAGACUGAAAGGUGGUCAUAGAGUUGGUGCUAGUACUUAUCAGCAAAAUUCCCAGGGUCAGUCAGCUCCAGUUCAACCAUCGGGAGGAUGGGGCAGGCCACCACCACAGCCAUAUCCAACCCCCAUGACACCCGGACAGCCGCCUCCACAGCAGCCAGUUCAACUGCAGCAAGCGCCUAACGCAGCAGGCUGGGGUAAUGAGAAUGCAGACAAUUCCUGGAACUGGGGAGAAACUGACCCAUGGUCCAAUAACAGUAAUCAAGGUUUUACUUCACAACAACAAUUAAAUCAACAGCAUCAGCUAAAUCAGCAACAAAACUCGCAUGCCCUAAGCCAACAGCCUUCUCAGCCGCCUGUGCCUCAGUAUAACCACCCACCUCAGGCUUAUCCGCAGCAGCCGCUGCAGCUUACUUCUCAGCAGCAACAAUUUGCCAAACCAUCCACAAAUGCAGUUCACAAUAACCAGCAUGCAGUGAAUAAUGCGGCCGUCUAUGCACCUUCGCAACACCAGCAGUUUUCUGCCGGCUCGCAGCCGCAGUACGUGAACGGCAACAGCCAGAACGGAAACGAUGAUUGGGGGAAUGACAAUUGGGGAGAUGAUUGGUCCCAGAAUGAAGCUAACAAGAAUAACAACAAACCAGCUAAUUAUGGCAGGCAAGAGCAACAUUACAACCAGCAGCCGCAACAACAACAACAGUAUCAAACACAGCAGCAGCAACAGUACCAUACACAACAGCAAUAUCAACAGCAGCAGCAGCAUAGUCAGCUUCAGCAGAACUAUCCACAUGAUGCAUACUCAAACUUACAGCAGCAACAGCAACUACAAUAUGAACAGCAGCAGAAGCAGGAACAGCAGUAUAAAGAACAGCAGGAGCAUAACAUCCAGCAGUCACAACAAUAUCCCGUUGAUCAGCAAAACUAUUAUCAACAACCGUAUCAACAGUAUAAUAGUGAAAGUAAUGCAGUGCAGCAGCAUAAUGAUCAGCAGAAACCAGCAGUGGAACAGCAGCAACAGCCAUCAGUGGAGCAACAGCAGCAACAGCCAUCAGUGGAACAACAGCUGCAGCAACAACAGGGUCCAAUGCAGCCAGCUCCAGCUACCGAAGCAGAUGCGUGGGGGUGGGGUAAUGAGGACUGGGAUGCUGCAAGAAAGGAAGAGCAAAGCCACAGUACUUAUGAACACCAACAACUACAGCAGCAGCCUAUGAUGGCACUACAACCUGAAGGUUCUGCUCCCCCAAAUGCCAGUACUCAGGAGAUAUCUCAAGAAACUCCAGCUGAUCAUGGAUUGUCUUCUUUUGCUAAUGACCUUUCUCAAAAGGCUGUAAAUAGAGACACUGCUGGAGAUGGCUGGCCUGACUGGGAGUCAGGAGAUCAGCAACAUCAGCAGCAGCAAACGCUUGAGGUCACACACGUAGCUGAGCAGCCUGUUGCACCAACAGGUCUAGAAAGAAUGCCUGCACAACAGGAAGAUCAUGGACAGUCUUACCAAAUGCAUCAGGGUAGCCACCAGUGGGAUGAUGGCCUAGAGCAUAAAAAAGAAGCUGGAAAUGACAUAGAUACUGCUGCUGUAACCUCUGCAGAAGUGACAAGCCAUCAUACUGCAGUUCCUGAAUCAGGCCAGGAGUCAAGUUCAUCUGAAAUUGCUUCUACUCACAUAAAGCAAGACUCUUGGGGCUGGGAUACUUCUGAAAUGGAAGUUAGACUAGAUGAACAUCCUCAUAAUGCUCAGGUUUCCAUGAACGAUGCUAUGGUCACGUCUGAAAGCUCUGUAGUUCAGCAUGAUAAUCUGCAGGCGCACACACAAUUGUCAGAACAAAUUUCACCUGAGGAAAGAGAUGCCACUUCCACAGCUCAGCAUGAUUUGGAAACCAGUACUGCAGGUAUCUCAAGCAAUGAAGAAGUCUCAGCACCAACUGCUGCAGUACCUGGCCCUGCCGUCGGUGAAACUUGGGAUGAUGAUGGAUGGGGAGAUGGAUGGGAAGCAGAGAGUUCUACCAUUCAAGAAGUAGGAACAUCAGAAAAGAAUUUAAAAACAGAGGAACAUUCUGGGGAACAUCAGCAACAUCAGGAUUCUCUACAGCCACCUGCUAAUUUUAACUCUGCUCAUCAGCUACCAGAUGUUUCAGAGACCUUGAAUCAUCCUCCAGCUGAAGCUGGACAUGCUCAUGAUGAUGUUGAUAUUCAGCAACAGAGUUACCAGCAAGAGACAGCAGUCUCAGAAGGAUACCAGUAUGGACAAGAAAAGGUAAUUGAACGCCCUCACGAUGUGGCCCAGCAAGAGGGUUCAGGUUGGGUAAAUAGUUGGAAUGAAGAUAUUCCAGUUGACCCUUCUAGCAAACAUGCUCAGUCUAGUGAAGUUAUGGAAUCUGUAGCUCAAGAAAAUACGGAACAACCAAGUUCUGCUUACGAUCAUUAUGGGCAUACUGGCAUGGGAGAAAGUGUAGCUCAGCCUCAACACAUAGAAGACCCUUAUCAGUAUUCUGGUUAUCACAUGCAGCAGCCAGGAGUUUAUCAUAUGCCACAAGGAGAAGCACAGGCACACCUACAUUGGCCUACUAAUCAGGCUAGGUCGGAGCAAGGAAAUGAAUCUCAGCAUAAUGUGCAGUGCCCUUCCAUCGUGGAAAAAACAAAUAGAGCGGAGCAUAACGAAGAGCUACUGAAUGUACAUAGCCAGAGUGGUCACGGAGUAAGUCUAGCACCAGAAAAGGCCAAUUCUCACACUAGAUUGACACCAAGCCCUCACCCUCCAGCUGUUCCAAAUCCUCAGACAGACCAUAAUCACUACUCACAUCCAGAGCCAGUGCCUAGUCCGCACACUUCUGCCCCAGAGGCAGUUUCUGCUGAGGGGUCUGAGGGUCACCAUAUACCUUUGCAAGACUCAGCAUAUCAUUAUUCAUCUUAUCAAGCAAAUCAGCAUCAUGUUUAUCAUCAGUAUCAAGGUUUAAACCAGGAAGUCAUAGAUGAACCAGAACAACCUACCUCUGAAUUACCAGAUCCUAUGGUAUCAAGAAUUCCUGAUGGUGCAUCAUCAGUGUCUGAAAUGUCUGCUAGCAAUGCAGCUGCAGCAGACAUUGGAAGUCAUAUAAUGGAAGAGCCACAAGGAGAUUUUAGACAUUCUUCAUCAGAAAUGUUAGAUAGACCAUCCUCCACUCAGUCGGCUCACUCCGUUACUUCACAACCUGCUCUUGUGCCAUCCCAACCUGUUCGCCCUCCAUCUACCCAUUCUUAUCCAGAGAGACCUGCCUCCAAUCAGUCUGCCCAUUCUGUUCAUUCUGUUCGAUCAUCACAUUCGGUGCACUCUGCUUAUUCUAAUAGGUCAACCCAGUCAUCCCAUUCAUUAUUAGGCCAGAACCAGGAGGUUCCUUCAGGUGAGGAGGUAAAAAUGACUACACCACAGUCAAACACUUUUCAAGCUGUUCCACACGACCUCGCAGCCGAUUCCUUGCCUUCUGGUAAUGUUCAGAAUGCCAAUAGCAAAGCUGCCCCACCUUCAUUGCCAGCUGAUGGUAGCAUUGAUCCUACAGCACCUCCUGCAAAUAACCCAGUUGCUCCUCCUCCGAAAUCAGGGCCCCUGGGUUCAGUUUCUAAUUCUAAUUUUAGAGUGAGGAAAAGUAGUCCAUUUCAGCCACCUUUAGGGAAGCCUCCUCAAACUCAACCGUUUUCGACUCCAAGAGCCAAUUCUAGUUUUUCUGAUGAUGUAAGUGCCAACUUAGAAAUGCCCCCGGAUAAUAACGAACAACCCCUUAGUGCUGAGAGAAAUGCUGUGCCAUUAUGGACUAGCUCAGAAAACUUAACUUCUAAUGUUAAGCUGGCAGUAGCUGCUCCAUCUAUUGAAACUGCACCUCCGGUACAGUCAUCUCAGGAGGCAAAUCCUGGGAUGUCUGAUGCUUCUGUCUCCAUUCCUUCAACGACCGUAAAUAAUGUUCCAUCUGUUCCCAAUAAUCCCAUCCCCUUAGUGGUUCCUGGCAUGAUGAAAGAAGAACAUCCAGAGAUGGAGCCUUCCAGUGCAACUGUAAAUCCACCUCAGGCUACUUGGAACCAGCCUGAUCCCCCAGUUGCUCAUAAUAUUCAUUCUCAGUCUUCUGUAGUGUUGCCAAAGAUGCAGUCGCAACUAAAUACGGCUCCCGCUGCAGCAACCCCUGGGGUCCUCGAUCUUUCUAGGUCUUCACGCUCGCUGAAUGAGCCCAGAGGCGAUGGCUCUCAGAACAAAACAGAAACUCCCAACUUCAGUCGAAUGGUUCCUGGUGAAUCGAGCAAAGGAGAAAGUGCAUCUUCAUCAACUUAUCAGGCGCCAUCUGUUGUCCCAUCCAUGCCAUCAGAGAGAGUUGUGACAGGUAAUGAUAAUCCACAGCCAGUGCUGCCAGUAAGAAUUAAACAGGAACCAGCUGAAGUUAGGUCCCCUCCAGAUGGCCCAUACACAAGCGAUCUGUCGGGUCAGGGUGCUUCAGUGGUUCCUCCCAUACGUAGCGAGACCAUCGGAUCCGAGGAACCGACUUCCCGCAAUUUCACGUCGGCUAAUUCUGGAAGCAGACCUGACUUAACGAACGAACACAGAAGUGAUCGUGGGGGUCGCUGGGAGAGAGAUCAUUCCCGAGAUCGAGACAGCCGCAGUGGUGAUCGGUAUCGGGAAAGAAGUCGAGAGCAUAGCCGUGAUUACUACAGAGAUGAUUCUCCUCAUAGCAGGAGAUCUUAUGAUCGGGAUUAUGAUUAUAAGUAUGAUUCUGAUCGAAGGAUGUGGCGACACGAAUCCGAAGAUGAUGAAGACGGUGAUAGGAGGUACUAUGAGUCAAGAGACAGGAGAGAUAGAGCAUACAGAGAUGAAUUGGACAGAUACAGUGACAGGCCAGUUAAAGAAGAAAAGGAUCGUUCUCACAGGGAGAGCAGCAGGGAUAAGCGGAGAGACUAUCGGGACAGGUCAAGAGAUUACAGGAGCUAUGAUGAUGAUCCAUAUUUUGGAAGAAAUGACAGGUCCCAGCCGGUGUCUCGAUCAAGCAGCAUUAACAAUUUGGACAAUGAGGGAGAUCGCUCUGGCCACUCGCAUCGAUCGCGCCACGAUUAUUACGAUCGACAUGACCGCCGUGACUCUCGAUCUAGGGACUCUGACCACAGGGACAGGGAUGGCCCGUAUUCAAGAAACCACAGGGACAGGGAUUCGUCGUACGGGCAAGACGGACGAGAAGGACGUGACCCCAGGAGAGAUCCGAGAUAUUAUGGACAGAGGGGUUACGAUGAUUCUUACGGGUCACGAGAGUUGUAUGACCAAUACCACUACUACUACCAAUAUUACCAGGGUCAUCCCUACUAUAAGGAGUACUAUCGGCAGUGGAUGAAACAGUAUGGGCACGCAUAUCAGUCCCACGAGUCUUUUUACGAUGAUAGGACCAGCAUCCACUCAGGCCGAUCUUCGGUCAAUGACGAGCUUAAGAAGUCCAUCAGUAGUCCGCGUGCGGCAUACGAUCCGUAUGGCUACUAUUACGGCCAUGCAACUCAGCCCCCCCAUAGCUCCAGCCAGUUUAUGCAAGACUUCCAUGGCCGGUCGUCUGUGGGGGCCUACGAGCCCUCUGCUAUUUAUCCAGAUGGCUCAUAUUCCCAACUCAAGUCUUAUGCCAGUGGCGAACUAAGUGGGGUUCCAUCAGUUGGUGGAGACUCGGCUAGUGAGGCACCUCAGCGUCUUACACCUGUGCAACACGGCCUGCCCCACAUCAAUGCUCGGUUCACUCCAGGUGGCCAGCUACUCCUCGUUUUACCCAAGGACCCGAGAGAUGGUGAAAAGGCUGUUGUUCAGAUACGAGAUGUACAGAAGAUGCUCAGCAUUGAUGCUUCUCUGAAUAGAUCCAUAUGGCAGAUGAAGAGUUAUCCUGGACCACUAACACUUGCUGACACACACAAGGAUGUGGUUGUGAGAUACUGUGAGCAGCAAGCAGCCGGGGCAGCAAAAAAUCAGGCGCUUCCAGAUGGGGAAUCAGUCACGUUAAUUUGGGAGUAUUUGGCUCUCUUAGUAAAACAAAACGGUAAACUGUACGGCUCGGACGUUGCUGGACUACUGCUCAAGGGUCAAGAUAGAUUAUCUCAGCCUCAGCACAGUGCCUCUCAUUCGUCUCCUGAAGAUGAUGCGGCAGAAGUUUCGUCAUCAGAUGGAAGCCCCCAAGAUGAAGGGAUUGACAUGCAGUUGCAGUCGACACCAGUGCCGCCUCCCCGUGAUGAAGUAGCACUCCUCAAGAAAUUUACCGAGUACCUCUGCCUUGGCAGAAAGAAAGAGGCUGUUGAUUACGCAAUGCGUGAAGGUCUCUGGGGUCAUGCAUUAGCCUUGUCUUACAAGAUGGACAGUACGACUCACACCCGUGUAUUAGCAGCCUUUUCAAAUUCCCUCCCACGCAAUGACGUUUUACUAACGCUGUUCCAGCAGUUGUCAGGAAAGCGACCAGAAGUAGCCAAGAAUUACACACCACAGCAAUGGGGAAAUUGGCGUCAGCAUUUAGCGAUGAUGGUUUCAAACCCAACAGGGCAGAGUCAGCGUGACAAGGCUUCUGUUGUGGCCUUGGGAGAAACUUUGGCCUCUCGUGGACAACUUCAUGCUGCGCAUUUUUGUUACCUUGUUGCUGAAACAGAAUGGGGAAGCUUUUCAAAUAAAGAAUCAAAAUUGGUACUUAUAGGAUCGUCUCAUAAUCUUCCCUUCCAGGCAUUUGCCACCAAUGAAGCCAUCCAGUGCACAGAGAUAUAUGAAUUUGCUCGUUCCCUUGAACCAAGCAACCCUGUCUUGGAGAAGUUCCAGUCUUAUAAACUCAUAUAUGCACUCAGGCUAGCAGAAUUUGGGUUCCCUUCAGAAGCACUCAGGUAUUGUGAAGUUAUAAGUCAGAUAGUAAGCAAAGAUCCACACACAUACCAAGGAGAUUUCCUUGCUCAGGUGUAUGAACUUGGCCUACGUUUGAAGUAUCAUGACCUUCACUAUCAGAUGUAUGAGGGAGAAGUGGCUGAAAUCCCAGAUCCUCAGUGGCUCACAAAUUUGGCCUCGCUGGUGGUGAUCGUCAGGCAGCAGGAAGCAGAACAGGCACCAUCACAGUCAACUAAGGAGUACCAGUCCAACACCCAAGAUUAUUCAUCAGCGAAUACGUAUCAGGGUUCAAGCGCAACUCCUGAUUUGUAUUCCCAGAAUAUGCAGACCACUACUGAUUCUUAUUCUCUUGGGUAUAGUGGGGUUGACACCUCCCAUCAGCAAGGCCAGGCCACACCUGACCUAAGCAAGGGACAUCCUGUAUCAGCAGAUGCUAUGGAUGGUGGAUACCAUCAACAACUCAUCCCUACAUAUCCCUUAGCCUCUGGUACUCCUAAUGAAGGGCCGGCUGCACAAGUCAUGCAGAGUGAAAGUGGACAAAGUGUGGAAAGUACUUCUCACAUUCAGGAGAGUUCUUCACCUCACCCUGAGAAUGUCCCUAUGAUGAUGCAACCACAAAAUCAGUCACAGUAUGGGGGAUAUGGCAGUAAUUAUUGGCCCGGCUAUACGCAGCCAGAUGUCAAUGCCUCUUCGAGUUAUGUCUCCAGAGUCCGCAGAUGUGUCACACUCAAGCCUUCCAGCCUCUCCUGGAGUGCAUCGCCAUCUUGUUUUCGUUCCAGAUACGUGGGUAGAGAUGAUGCAGUUCCCAGUAUAACUGUAAAUGCGUAUACUGCGGAUUCAGAAGUAUCCAGUGAGCAACGGUCAAACAGUGCUACAUCCAUGACACAGCCCAAUAGCCUUGGCAGCUAUCCACCUUAUCAGCAACCAUAUCAACCAUGGGAUCAGCAACACCAGCAUCCAGGAAGUAGCAUUGAUGCUGACCAGCCACAGUCUUCAUCUCCAGAAUCACCUCAGAACUCGGGUGCUCAGAGAACGGCGGAAGAAGAAGCAUACUGGGCAGAAAUGACAGGGAAGAAGGAUGAUGAGUAUGAUGAGUUUGGUGGUGACCUGUAUGAAUAUGAAGAUAUUGAGGAGGUAGGGGCACGCGAAUCGGACACCGACGUAGAAUACCAGUUGCGUCAUCGUCACCCCACAUCUCUGGUGAGCAAUCAGGAGCCCCUGGCUGUUACAAGCACUAUUCCCACGUCACUGCAGCAGCCACCUUCACAUCAGCCCUUUGAGCCGUCAGAAUCUGUUCAAGAUUCACUGAGCCAAAUUCCCGAGUGUCUUGGGUCAACCACGACCACAACAGCAACUCUUUCUCCAAGUCUGGAAUCCUCCACUUCAUCCAUGGCUUUACCCAACUCCCUUCCUAUGUUCCAACCACUACCUCAACAUUCACCACUUUUGUCAAGUCCACUUCCUCCACCACUGGGCCUUAACAGUCAUGUGACGCAGACGUCUAAUGAUAUGGCUGAACCUACCUCUAAGGAAAAUGAAAAUUCAGAAGACGGCCAGAAAAACAAGGAGAAAAACCCAGACCCCUCUCAAGAGAAAAGCACUGGAUGGUCAAUUGGAUCCCUAUUUAGGUGGAAAACUAAUACUAAGCAAGCAGUGCUUCCAGAUGAUAAAAAUCCUUCAAUUGUAUGGAAUGAAGAAAAGAAAAGGUGGGAGAAUAAAGAUGGAGAGGAAGAAUUAAACAACCCCCCUCCACCACCUCCAAAAUCUGCUACUGGUGGACCUGGAGCACCACCACCUAUGUUCCUAGCAAGAGCAGGACCCAGAAAAUCGAGAUAUGUUAAUACCGAAAAAGAUUCGUCCAAGCAACCUCUCAAUGGCCCAAAUCCAAUGUUAAACCCAUUGGGUGGAAAUCCUCCCAUUCCCGGUGGUCCUAUGCCAAUCCCAAGCGGAGCCCCCACGCCCCCUUCAUUUAUGGUCCCUGGUCCUGCAUCAGAGGGCAGCAGCAGUUCUCAGCAGCCCCCAAAUAUGCAACCAAUGGAGCAGCAACAACCACCACAGCAGCCUUUACCUCAAGUCCCGCCAACUUCAUUACCAGAUAGUUCCUUGAUGAGGAGGUCGCGAUAUAUUUCUGAAAGUUCCAUAGAGCUAGAGGAAGACUGGCCCCCUACCAAUCCAGAGGGGACAUCGAGUGAUGGUGCUGAGGGACCGGUACCCAUGAUGGCUCCUCCAGGUCAACCCCAGUUCUUCAACCCUUCUCAGUUCAACCCAACUGCUUCAUCCAACCCAGCACAGACAAAGAGUAGGCCCGGGAAAGAGAUUGUACCAAGGGAAACGAUGAAGAAAACCCUAAUGUGAAUACGAGCCUUUGGUAAUGCAGGGUUUACUACCUUUUUUUUUUCUUCCUGUGAUUCUAGAUUUUUAUAUGAAGUUAGAGGAUAUUUAUUAGGUAUCUUAAUUUUAGUGAAGGGGUCACUUAGGUCAUGACACCACUGUGAUGGGGGGUGGGGGGAGGGGUGCAAAACCAUCUUGACCAUUUCAGUGCUGCCAGUGAAGUGAGAUGUAUGUACAGUUGUUCCUGAAUGCAGCUCAGUGUCUCAAGUGAAUACGGUAAUAGUGGAGGAUUUUAACUUUUAUUUGUAAUUAGUUUUCACAAUGUUAAUAGUACGUGGUUUAUAAUAUAAGAUUGGAAAAUAGUUGUGUUCAUUUUCAUCAGAAUUUCCAGCCAUUAAUAUACUGUUAUGAUUUUAUCUACUUAUUCUGGGAAGGGAAGAUCAGUGCAAUGUUGUGUAUAGAGCAUUAGUUUAAGUCCUGAAGAUGUAAUAUAUUCAGAAUUUUACAGUUGAUUAUAUUAUUGCCUUGAAAAGAUUAUAUUGUGUAUAUGCAGGAGCAAAAGCUGUUAAAAAGUUUGAUAUUUGUAUCAUCAGAUAUUAAUUGUAAGUUGCAAAUACAGGGCUUUCAGACUGUGCAAGACCUGACAGCUCAGGUGCUAAGUGUGUGUUCAUUGCAACAGCAAUGUCUCUGUGUACUGUACUUUUACAGUUGGAUCAGGAAGCAGGUGUAGUGCCAACACAUUGGAGAGCUGAAUAUGCACUGCAUUAGUUUUGCAAUUGUUCAUGGAAAGAGGUAGAGAAAAAAUUGUUUGAAACUAGUUGAUAAGGUAGUUUCAUACAGGUUUUCAAAGUGUUGGCAAGGAAAAUAAAAGUAAGCAAGAUAAAUAACACAAUGCUGCAGUUCAUCAGUGGUGCAUAUUUUCAGUUGUGCAAUGUUCACAUUGGUCACAAUUUGGCAAGUCAGUAUUUCUGACCUUUGCCAAUUAAGUCCACAUGUCAUGUGGUGGAGUUCCAUCUCACAUAAGAAAAUUGAUGAUGACUAUGCAUCUCUCUCGUGCUCAUAAAAUUGUGACAACAUUAAUGACUGCAGACCUAUCCAUUGAUUUUGUUCAAGUUGAUGAUACAGACUCAGAAAAUAAAAUCUUUUAAAAUAAGCAGAUGACAUGGCUGUGGGAUGUUAUGGUAAAGUAAAUGAUUUAAGUAGGAUAUUUACAUAUGCUUUAUUUAGUUUUGCUAAUGAGAGUAUAUUUUGUAGUAUGUCAUAAGUUGGUAUAUAUUACUCGAUAUAAUUUUGUUGGGAAGUUUCUAUAAACACACUUUAAUUUUUUGCAAGCUCUUGUCUUGCUGAAGGUUGUAUCUGUGAAGUUUAAUUGGAAUUGUAUUUUAAUAAGUUCCUAUAGCUUGGGUGCUUUUUACCGGGGAUGCAGUAUUGGUUUCAGAAUCAGAAAAACAUUUGAGAAUUAUUUCUAUACGAAUAUCGUUAUUUAAUGAAAGCCUUUGUAUAUAGCAUUGGUUUCAGAAUCAGAAAAACUUAUUUGAGAAUUAUUUCCAUACGAAGAAUAUCAUUAUUUAAUGAAAGCCUUUGUAUUUAGCAAGUGCAAAUUUUCCGAAAUAUGUAACAAUUUUUUCCACUUGUGUAUCAGUGGCAACUGAUGAAAAGAAAGAUCUAUAGAUGGUUAAAUUCAGUUUAUAUCUGAAUGUGUAGGAAAAAUUUUCAGCUAUUCUUGCACUAUUGAGUUUUAUCUCUUGACCAAGGAUAGUAGUGAACCUAUGAUGAGCAUUAGCUGUAAGGAAACAGUCUUCUUCAGUACAUCUCUCUAAACUUGAUAUAAACUGCAUUUAGUGUCAGCGUGUUCCUUUUACCAUCAGGUGCAACUGGUCAUUAGUAAUGCUGAAAGAGCAUAUGUGGAGUAAAGGCCUUGAUAUUAUAAGAAUAAUAAGACUUAAUAGUAAGCCAUUCAAUUUUAUAUGAAAAACAUUUACUUUGACUACAAGCAUCGAUCCUCCUUGUUUUAAGUAAAACUAAACAGUGUACCUUAUAGAGACAUGAUAAAUAUUUAAUUUUUGUUAAGUUGAUGUGCUUAAGAGAAUUCAUGUGCACAUUUCCAAAUGAGUCUAGGACAGUUCGUAUGUCCCGUGGUCCUCGCCUAUCCCCGUUUUUUUCAUUACCAGUGUAUAGUAGCGUAGUCAUAUCAUUAUUAUUUAUCAUGUGUUAUUGUAAAUCCUUAUAUCUUUGUUACUUUGAGAUGGUGAGAUAAAUAAUAGCAAAAGUAGUAUGAUUAACAGGUUUCCAGUUGAUGACUGUUCCCUUCUGCUUCCUUUGGAAAUUUACAUUACUGUAUUCUGUAAGUCAUUUUUAUUAAGAUGGUAUUUUUGCCUUGCAUCACUCUUGGUUAUUUGUUAAGGGCUGUAUGUACUCUUGUUAGAAAACAGUUCUAUGAAUGUAAAAUCCUUCUAAAUAUGACUGGAAAUUUAAAAAAUCAUGUACUUUUGCUAGGGGUAGAGGAAAACAUUUAUGUACAUAUUGGAAUAUUAAUAAAAUAUAUGUGGUCCCUCCUUUUA
This is a messenger RNA of Macrobrachium nipponense, 11886 nucleotides long. Its product is annotated as protein transport protein Sec16A-like. Gene Ontology annotation, cellular component: ER to Golgi transport vesicle membrane; endoplasmic reticulum exit site. The transcript has 23 exons. The record is from RefSeq and is a predicted model, not a curated record. Gene Ontology annotation, biological process: Golgi organization; COPII vesicle coat assembly; autophagy. NCBI's taxonomy places the organism in Eukaryota, Metazoa, Arthropoda, Malacostraca, Decapoda, Palaemonidae. Bases 149 to 9349 code for a protein of 3066 amino acids.